Messenger RNA from Trichobilharzia regenti, 648 nucleotides. The record is from the annotation of a GenBank genome assembly. Lineage: Eukaryota; Metazoa; Platyhelminthes; Trematoda; Strigeidida; Schistosomatidae.
CCGAAACAUGGAAAAUGAAUGGUCAAAGGUCAUGUUAGGCGCCUACGUUAAAUGUGUGACCUUGACCACUGAAACUUAUUAUUUUUAAUUGGCUGUCACACACAGAAAACUAAUAUAACAAUUUGAAAUGAAUAAUCUAGGCCUUAGAGGUUUGCUUCAACUUCAUCGCAUAAAAGCGCUAUCCAAUAACAAUCAGCCAUUGAGAAGUCUACUUGCUAAUAAUAAUACUAAUAACCGUAAUUCAUUGAGUACCUACUUUGGUCAGACACAAAAAACGCCUGAAAAUACACUCCCAGAUGGACAAUUACGCUAUUCAACAAAUAAAAAAUGGCAUGCAAUUAUGAAUUUUGUUAACAAGCCAAAAGAUACACCACCAUAUCAAUAUCAAGUUGUUAUAGUUUGCACCUUGAUCACUGCAAUCUAUUUUGCAUUCUUUCGAGGCAGAUCUGAACUUGAUGAUGUGCUGGAUCAAAACUUUGAGAAUUUUCAUAAACAAAGAUUGAAACAGAAGUGAUUCUGUUAAAUAUUGUAGCAUUUGCAUAGCUCUUUAAUCUUUCUCUCUCUCUCUCUCUCUACUAUUAUUUCUACAUAUUUGCUAGACCUUGGUCAUUGUUUUUUUUAUCGAAACACAACGUAUAUCUUUUAUCU